AUGUAUGUACCUGAACAUCAGUUUCAAUGGUCAGCUCAGUUUGGACCAUCUCGUUUACGAAGUCCAAUUCCACCAGAUCCUGGAUAUGGAGCGGAUGAUCGUCCAGGAGGUACUUCUAAUCGUCCUGUACGUAUUCGUGGUGCUGAUGCUAAAAACAAUUACAGACAAGCGAUUGGUAGUGCCGGUGCUCCAUAUCUUCUUCACGUUCGAUAUCCUAAUGUUUUGCAAAUUAGUAAAACAGGAAGUAUAAAAAAUCAUUUAAAUGAAAAUGCAAAACGAAUUCGAACUAUAAUGCGUGAAACACAAAAACGACAAUUAGUUAAAGAACAAUCUGCACCGAAACCUGUCAAAGCACUUUGGCAAUCGAAACAAUAUAAUUAUGUACAAUCGAAAGUUAAACAAAAACUUGAAGAAGAUGCUCAACGAUCACAAUCAGCUCGAAGUGAUUUUCUUCGAGCACAUGAAAAUACUGGCCCGAAAUUUCUUCGAUCUCAAUCUGUUUGUGAAUCUAAUCAAGCUCAAGUUGAUGAUAAAAGUCAACAAGAUUAUGUUAAAAUAAAUUCUCGAUAUGUAAAAACUCUUCCAAAAACGCGUAAAGCAAUCAGUAGCGAAGCUGUUGAAGAAUAUCGAGAAAAACAAGACAAAACUUUAAAAACCUAUCAAAAAAAACAAAAAGGACGUGUACCCGACUACAUCGAAAAAAUCAAAGAAAAACAAGAUCAAGAUACGUAUGUAGCACGUGUUAAUGCGCCAGAUCCUGAUUGUCCUCCUGGUCAUACAAAAGUUGAUAACAAUCAACGUGAAUUAACCUUACAAAAACUUCAUGCCAAUCGAGCUGAAUUGGAAAAAAAACUAAAUCGUUUACCUGUUCGUAAUGAUACGGUUAUACUUCGACAAACAAAAGAAGACAUCGAAAAGAAACUUAUCGAAUUAGACGAAGCAAUUAAAAUAUUCUCAAAACCAAAAGUAUUUAUUAAACUCAACGAAUAA
Adineta steineri is the source of this 990-nucleotide messenger RNA. NCBI's taxonomy places the organism in Eukaryota, Metazoa, Rotifera, Eurotatoria, Adinetida, Adinetidae. The record is from the annotation of a GenBank genome assembly.